GCAUAUAGAUUUAAUGUUCACUACAUUUUAUCGGAAAGAUACACAGAACUUCACCGCAGCAACUAUAAAAUUAUCAAACUCGCGAGUCUUCGAUAGAGAUUCAUCACUUUAGGUUAGAAGUAAUUUCUUUGGUUGAAAUUUUCACUACACAUCUCGUGUAGACAUUUUUCUAUGGCCCAAACUGGGGCCAGACCAGGACAAAUAUGGUCCAGGUUUGGAAAACGGGCCUGGACCCGAUCGCUGAUGAAACACUCGGCCCGAUCGGAACCAGAUUUGGCGCCCGAUCUGGCCGCCUGAUCGGCACCUCACCUGGCCCCAACCAUUUUCCCGCUAAGAGGUGAGAAGAAAAAGAUUUCAUCAGUUGAUUUACGCCACAGUAACACUCACGUUCUGGGAAACCAUAGGAUCUCUGGAAUUCUCUAUGGCAAUUUUUCGAAAAUGGUUCGUCUGAAAAGCUACAAAUAUCUCAUUUUCCUGGGACUAAUGGUUCAAUUUUCAAAUGGAAAACCAUGGCUCCAAGGCAGCAAUGACUUUGAUAUACUUGUCUUCGCUCAGAGUUGGCCAGAAACAGUUUGUUAUAAAUGGAUGCUAAAAUCAUCAGGUAACUAUUGUAACAUGCCCGAAUCUGCCGCCUGGUCCAUUCAUGGACUUUGGCCAUCUCAAUAUAAAAAAAUGGGUCCAAGUUCUUGCGAUAAUAGUUUAACUUUCGACUCAAGAGUUUUGAAAAAUAUGAGAAAAAAUUUAUUAAUUAAAUGGAUUGAUGUGCAUGGGAAGCGCCCAGAAUUGUUCUGGGAACACGAAUAUAUUAAACAUGGAACUUGUGCAGCUGUUCUCGAUAGUCUGAACUCUCAAAAAAAAUAUUUCCAGAAAUCCUUGGAGUUAUUUGAUAAGUAUCACAUGAAGAAUAUACUUGAUCAAGCAAAUAUUAAUCCUGGAAGAAAUCAUCCUGUUCAGAAUAUCCUAGAUGGAGUGAGGAAUAUUUUAGGGUAUAACACUCAAGUUGCGUGCCACAAAAAUCCGAGCACCCAAGAACAAUUCCUAUUGGAAAUAAGGAUCUGCUUCGACAAGACGUUACAGUUGACGGAUUGCGAUGGAAUCAUCUCCUUCCCUACGAAUUGCGACUUUGAAAUAGACGUUAUCUAUUAAAAACUGUACAAGGGUAAUUAUUCACAUAAUAAUCAAAGACAUGAAGAAAAUUUUUAAAUGGAUUUAUAUAGUAUUUUAACAAAUUUCGGCAAAUAAAUACACACGGGAAAGGU
Messenger RNA from Belonocnema kinseyi, 1259 nucleotides. Its product is annotated as ribonuclease T2-like. Gene Ontology annotation, biological process: RNA catabolic process. The coding region runs from base 439 to 1146 and encodes 235 amino acids. The record is from RefSeq and is a predicted model, not a curated record. Gene Ontology annotation, cellular component: extracellular region. NCBI's taxonomy places the organism in Eukaryota, Metazoa, Arthropoda, Insecta, Hymenoptera, Cynipidae. Gene Ontology annotation, molecular function: RNA binding; ribonuclease T2 activity. The transcript is spliced from 5 exons.